AUGCCUGAGAUGGACGUUUUGUCAUUGUCACAUCGGUCUCAUGCGUAUGAAACUCAGUCUCUCUCCUUUGACAACCUGUAUCGUUUGACUACCAGGUUUUGGGAUAACUUCAUUUACCCAAACAACAGGGUUCAGCUUUUAUCCGUCAACUCCACACUCUUUUCUGAGGAUGUCGUCGGUCGAGUCGACGAUAGUCGAACAUGUCACGGUCGCGAGCUGAACACCGAGUACGUUUUCGGAUCAUUCGCGACCCUUGGCAGCACUUCAUCCAUCGUGUCAGUGCUGGGGAUCCCGAUCAGCCAUGAGCCAAUGCGCUUUGCCACGAAUGGCAACAUUGUUUCUGUCACAGAACUAGUGUUUUUCAACAUUUCGUUGAUUGACAAAGUUGUGCCAGUCCAAAUCGACUUGUGGCUCGCUUUCAAUUCGCAGGAAGAGAUUGUUGCGUAUGACACCUCCUUCCGCUGGUUUGCAUGGCUGUUUGACGACAUGCUCCAACUUCUGGGAGAAAGUCACGGCUGCGAGGGUGAUGGAGACAAACCGAACGACACCUUCAAAUCAAAUAUCAUCCAACAAAUCUGCGGCACAGCUUUAAAUCACUGUACAGAUUCGCAGAAUGUCCAGUAUGAGAACAAGUCGCAAUGUAUAGAGUUUCUGAGUCAGAACGUUCGAUUAGGGACCUCAUAUGAGUUUGGGAUGAAUACCAUCCUGUGCCGCAGUCUCCAUCAACUUAUGGUACCUCUACGACCUGACGUCCACUGUUCUCACAUUGGACCGACUGGCGGAGACAUGUGUGUCGACGAUAUAAUCUAUGAUACAGUGGUACAAUCUAGCAUUGUGGGUAGAAACAACUCGUCUCAAGUCCAACAUGUAACGUCUCUAUCACCGAAAUAA
Molecule: messenger RNA, 891 nt
Organism: Exophiala bonariae
Lineage: Eukaryota; Fungi; Ascomycota; Eurotiomycetes; Chaetothyriales; Herpotrichiellaceae
Exons: 1
Coding region: 1-891 (296 amino acids)
Source: RefSeq, a predicted model, not a curated record